Galleria mellonella (greater wax moth) is the source of this 2331-nucleotide messenger RNA. RefSeq names its product N-sulphoglucosamine sulphohydrolase (gene Sgsh). The record is from RefSeq and is a predicted model, not a curated record. The coding region runs from base 37 to 1674 and encodes 545 amino acids. Gene Ontology annotation, biological process: heparan sulfate proteoglycan catabolic process; glycosaminoglycan catabolic process. Gene Ontology annotation, molecular function: N-sulfoglucosamine sulfohydrolase activity. The transcript has 10 exons. NCBI's taxonomy places the organism in Eukaryota, Metazoa, Arthropoda, Insecta, Lepidoptera, Pyralidae.
CUUCACUCGCGACACGUCAUAUUUCGUGCUAAAGAUAUGGCGAGGCCGUCGACCGUUGUUUACGCGCUGUUAUUGUGCACUUUAUUGACUGAAAAAGUGCUAUCCAACAAACCAAGAAACGUACUUCUACUGCUAGCGGAUGACGGUGGGUUCGAAAUCGGUGCUUACCUAAACAAAAUAUGUCAAACACCGAAUAUAGACGCAUUGGCGCGACGCAGUGUCAUAUUCAACAACGCUUUCACGUCGGUCAGCAGUUGCUCACCUAGCCGCGCGGCCCUGCUGACCGGCACACCGAGCCAUCAGAAUGGCAUGUACGGUCUGCACCACGGUGUGCACCAUUUCAACUCGUUCGACAACGUCACCAGCCUACCCAACCUGCUGCGUCAACAUGGAAUUAAGACUGGUAUCAUAGGUAAGAAGCACGUGGGCCCGGCGAGCGUGUACCGGUUCGACUACGAGCAGACGGAGGAGAACAACCACAUCAACCAGGUGGGCCGCAACAUCACGCACAUCAAGCUGCUCGCCAGGGAGUUCCUCGCGCAGGCCAACCGGGACAACAAACCGUUCUUCCUAUACGUGGGCUUCCACGACCCGCACCGGUGCGGCAACACCGAGCCGCAGUACGGGCCCUUCUGCGAGCGGUUCGGCUCCGGUGAGGAAGGGAUGGGGCUCAUCCCGGACUGGAAGCCGUGGUACUACCAGUGGGACGAAGUGCAGUUACCAUUCCACAUACAGGAUACUGAAGCAGCCAGAAGGGACGUGGCGGCACAGUAUACGACGAUGUCGCGACUCGAUCAAGGCGUAGCGCUGGUGAUCAAAGAGCUGGAAGCGGCCGGCCACCUGCAAGACACGCUGAUCAUCUUCACAUCGGACAACGGCAUACCGUUCCCGUCGGGCCGCACCAACCUGUACGACCCGGGGCUGCGGGAGCCGCUGCUCAUCUCGUCGCCGGAGCCGGCCGCGCGCCGGAACGAAGCCUCCAGCGCCCUGGUCAGCCUGCUCGACAUCAUGCCCACGGUGCUCGACUGGUUCCGCAUACAGCAGCAGCAGGAAGACACCAACGACAUACUGUGGCACUCCGAUAAACCGAAGAGUUUAUUGCCUAUUCUGGAGAAAGAACCGCCUCCGAACGAGCGCGAGGCGGUGUUCGCGUCGCAGACGCACCACGAGGUGACGAUGUACUACCCGAUGCGCGCCGUGCGCACGCGCCGCUACAAGCUCAUACACAAUCUGCACUUCGCCAUGCCUUUCCCCAUCGACCAGGACCUCUACGUCUCGCCCACCUUCCAGGACCUGCUGAACCGCACGCGCAGCAAGCAGCCGCUGCCGUGGUACAAGACGCUGAAGCAGUACUACUACCGGCCGCAGUGGGAGCUGUACGACGUGCGCGCCGACCCCACCGAGACCAACAACUUGUACGGCAAGCCGUCGCUGGCGGACACGUGGGCGGAGCUGAGCGAGCGGCUGGCGGCGUGGCAGCGCGCUAGCCGCGACCCCUGGCUGUGCGCGCCCGCCGCGCUGCUGCGCCGCGGACAGUGUCGCGCGCUCGACAACGGACUCGGCGCCGUGCUCGACAGCGGACUUGGCGCCGCGCUCGACAACGGAUUCGGCGCCGCGCUCGACGACGGACUCGGCGCCGCGAUCGACAACGGACUCGGCGCCGCCCUGCACUAGGCACCUAUACCCACCACCGCGCUGCCCGCUGGCGUGUACGUUGUUUCCAAUUACACUAUUUUAGCUCUCGACUUGCCACUAUGUUAGGAUUCCUUGAGAUGAUUAAGACUGCCUUUCUACUACUAAACGGGCCCAGCUACAUAUCUCAAUGUUAAAGCUGAAUGAAACCUUUUAAUACUCAUAUUCACUAUCUUGUUGAGUUGUACAAUAGUUUUUAAGUUAUAUUACAUAUGAAUAUGGCGGGUGUUGAGUAACUAUUUGGCCUAUAACUCGAGCAGUUAUUUAAUUUAUUACAUUCCUUUUAUAAAAUAGAAACUAAUAGGUAUAUUGCAAAACUCCUGCUUUUUAAAUAAAAAAAAAUGUACAGUUAAAUUAAAAAGAACAAAGUAUUUAACAUGACAUUUAUUGAUAAAAUUACACAAUCACAAUAAAUAUGCUGUGAUAAUAAACACAUUUCAAAUAUUAAUAGAUAUAAAAUUAUUAAUAGAUUUAAAAUUUUGUUAUAAAAUGAAUCUCGUUGAUAGUUUAAUAAUCAUGGCAUCUUAGAUUAAUCUAUAUAUAUAUUGCAUGUUUACUUAUUCAUAUAAAUAAAAUAUUGUUAACAAAUUGUGGACUUCAUUAUACCGAGUUAGUACCCAAUAAAUGUUACGUAUGAAA